AGACAGCGGGAAGACAGUGAGCAAGAGAGAAGGAGGAGCCAAAGAUCGCGGAGGAGCCGGCGGCCGAGCCCGAGGCGCCAGCCACCCCUACGGGGAAAGCUGAGAAGACGAAUCCCGUCCCAGCGACCGAGAACAAACCGCAGAUGCAGACCUCAGAGAAACAGACUACAGAGACUCGCAAGGCGGUGACAAGUGCACACAAGGCAGUGACGACUUCGCCCAAGGCAGCGACGACUUCGCCCAAGGCAGCGACGACUUCGCCCAAGGCAUCGGCGGCGGCCUCUCCGAAGGCGGUGGCGAGUACGCCGAAGGCGGUGACGACAUCCAAGACACCUAGUGCCGCUUCAUCGUCGACGGAGCUGCGUGUCAAGACUCCGCUGAACAACGAGUCGUCGCACUUGUCUCCCCCGCUGGAGCGCAACAGCCCCACCACAACAGCAUCGAUUAGCCCGUCGUCGAAGGUCAAGGACAGCGACACACCAAACACCAACACAGCAGCAGCAGCCGCGGCAGCAGCGAAGUUCUCCCCCGCUGCGACUGAGCAGGAUAAGCCCGCCGUCAUUGAAAAGAAGGAGCUUCCUAGCAAGGAAUCCUUUGCCCCCAAGUUGGAGAGGAAGAGCAGCACCUGCAGCAGCAUGGGCAAGGGGGAGGACAGCUGCAGGAGGGAGACGUCAGAUCGUCAUCACGACCGCAGCAGGAAACGCAGCUUGGAGCGCACCGAUCUGCCCAUGUCAGAGGAGGCAAAGCGGCGAGCGGAGCGAAGGAGGAAGCGAAAGUCAAACUGGGAUGUGGGCGACCCGCGCAGGGGAGGUAGCCCUAUCACAGAUCCUCCAGUCAGCGCCGCCGCUGCGGCGGCUAACCAGCAAUCGUUUGUCAAGUAUCCGCCCAACCGGCCGUCUUGGCGGCAUAGUCAAAGCAUGAUGGACAUGAAGCCGCACUUCCAGGGCAAACAUCGUUCCUCAAGCUUUUACAGCAGCGGAUCCAGCUCCGGGGGGAGGCGAGGCUUCUACCAUUCGAAUUCGUUGCCUCAAGAUCGCGCCGGACGCUCGUCAUCGGCGCGCUACAGCUACGGCACAACGACCAGCAGUGGUGGUGGCGGCGGCAGCACCAGCACCAGCAGCAGCAACUACCGGUGA
Messenger RNA from Phytophthora sojae, 1136 nucleotides. RefSeq lists its product as hypothetical. The record is from RefSeq and is a predicted model, not a curated record. The transcript is spliced from 2 exons. Bases 144 to 1136 code for a protein of 330 amino acids. Lineage: Eukaryota; Oomycota; Peronosporomycetes; Peronosporales; Peronosporaceae.